Molecule: messenger RNA, 642 nt
Organism: Rhagoletis pomonella (apple maggot)
Lineage: Eukaryota; Metazoa; Arthropoda; Insecta; Diptera; Tephritidae
Product: JNK1/MAPK8-associated membrane protein-like
Biological process (GO): response to unfolded protein
Cellular component (GO): membrane
Molecular function (GO): ubiquitin protein ligase binding
Source: RefSeq, a predicted model, not a curated record
AUCUACUGUAUUUAUAGUAAAACCUUCUGGCCUAUUGUGAAAACCCAAGGAUCAAAAAGAAGAAGAGUGCACAAAUCAGCUGUCCAAAAAAGUAAACAAGCGGUUUGGAAAGUGCAUUUUUCGUAAAAUAAACAAAAAUAUUUUCUUUUCUCACCCAUUACCAAUGUGAAGAAAUUAUUUAACAGUAAUAGCCACAUCCAUCAAAAUGGAUCGUUGUCCCGGCCAAUAUUGUGGUCGCAGCAUGUACGAUAAUGGAAGCUGGUCCGAUUGUGGAGCAUGUGAGCGUGGCUACCGGGUAAAUGAGUCCUUCAUUUGUGCACCAUGCCGUGAUGAAUUGAACACCUACUCUUGGCUGUAUUUAGGAUUUAUGGCAAUGUUGCCACUAAUGUUGCACUGCUUCUUUAUCGAUCUACAUGCGAAGGAUCGCAAAUUUUCACGCAAGCAAUUGAUACUUACCGCCUGCGCUUUUAUUGAGAUAUCACUUUCUGCUACGCUUUCCAUUUUGGUUAUGGAACCGAUGUGGGAAUUCCGCUUGCAUUCUUGUGGAGUGCGUAAUUUCACCGAUUGGUAUACGCUAUUUUACAACCCCAGUCCAAACUAUGAGACACGUUUGCAUUGUACACAAGAAGCAGUAUACCCGCU